Messenger RNA from Ricinus communis (castor bean), 1802 nucleotides. RefSeq names its product MDIS1-interacting receptor like kinase 2. NCBI's taxonomy places the organism in Eukaryota, Viridiplantae, Streptophyta, Magnoliopsida, Malpighiales, Euphorbiaceae. The record is from RefSeq and is a predicted model, not a curated record. The coding region runs from base 237 to 1670 and encodes 477 amino acids. Gene Ontology annotation, molecular function: protein binding. The transcript has a single exon.
UAAUGCGUAGCAGCAACUUCCAGAAUACCAAAUUCAAUGCAUGUCUGCAGCACAGCACUCAAUGAAUUUGAAUUGGAUAAGUGAAAAAGAAAACAGCUCAGGCUCAUGGAUUUCUAGCUUUCCAGUGAUAAAAGCUGGACUUUACAUAGAGAACACCCACCUUCAGGAAAGCUCCAUCCUUGGCAGCCAUUCUCAUUUCCCAAUUAAUUCCGCGCCUUCCUCUCUCAAUACUAUUCAUGAAGCUCUUCCCUGUCAUCUUCUUCCUCUCUGUUCUUCUUGCUCUUCACUCCCUCACACUCACAUCAGCUGCCUGUCACGUUGAUGAUGAAGCGGGUCUCUUGGCUUUAAAAUCUAGUAUCACCCAUGAUCCUUCCGGUAUCCUCAUCUCUUGGAAGCCCGGCACCGAUUGCUGCAGCUGGGAGGGGAUAACUUGUCUCGUCGGCAACCGGGUCACUGCAAUAUGGCUCUCCGGACAGCUUGAAAAACCUAAUAGCUUCUUGUCGGGUACAAUCUCACCAUCUUUAGUUAAAGUCCAGAAUCUUGAUGGUAUUUACUUGAUGAACUUGAGAAACAUCACGGGUAAAUUUCCGGAUGUGUUAUUCAGGUUACCCAAACUCAAAUUCGUGUAUAUAGAAAACAAUAAACUUUCUGGUCAAUUACCCAGUAACAUAGGCAGGUUAACCCAACUGGAGGCAUUCAGUUUAGCUGGGAACCAGUUCACUGGGCCAAUUCCCAGUUCAAUAUCCAAGUUAACCAAGUUGAGCCAACUGAAAUUGGGUAACAAUUUUCUUACUGGUACAAUUCCUGUUGGAAUUAACAAGCUAAAGAGCUUGACAUUUCUGAGUCUCAAAAACAACCAACUUUCAGGUCCAAUUCCUGAUUUUUUCUCCUCAUUCACUAAUCUUAGAAUUAUUGAACUUUCCCACAACAAACUUUCUGGUAAAAUCCCAGCUUCAUUAUCAUCACUGGCACCAAACUUAGCCUAUCUUGAACUAGGCCACAAUGCAUUAUCAGGGCAAAUUCCAAACUUUCUUGGAUCUUUGCAAGCACUAGACACACUAGAUCUUUCAUGGAACAACUUGACAGGAACAGUGCCAAAAAGUUUUGGUAAUCUAACAAAAAUCUUCAAUCUUGACCUUUCUCAUAAUUCUCUUACAGACCCAUUUCCUGUAAUGAAUGUAAAAGGAAUAGAAUCUCUUGAUUUGUCUUAUAAUAGAUUCCAUCUUAAGCAAAUACCCAAUUGGGUCACUUCCUCUCCUAUCAUUUACUCUCUCAAGUUAGCAAAAUGUGGGAUCAAGAUGAACUUAAAUGACUGGAAGCCAAAGGAGACUUAUUUCUAUGAUUACAUUGAUCUAUCUGAGAAUAACAUCUCAGGUAGUCCAAUUUGGUUACUAAACAAGACAGAUUUCUUGGUUGGGUUCUGGGCAUCAAAGAACAAGUUGAAGUUUGAUUUGGGUAAGUUGAGGAUUGUUAAUACAUUAAAGAAGUUGGAUUUGUCAAGGAAUUUGGUGUAUGGGAAAAUACCCAAGAAUGUUACUGGACUGGAAAGCUUGAAUUUGAGUUAUAACCAUCUUUGCGGACAGAUUCCAGCAACAAAAUUCUCUGCAAGUGCAUUUGUUGGGAAUGAUUGCUUGUGCGGUUCUCCAUUACCUCCUUGCAAAGUAAGUUGAAAUUAACAGUGGAGAUGAGAAACAGGAAGAAAGUUGAAAUGCAAUUGGAGAUAUUUCAGGAUCCAUUUGUUGGCACUUGGUACUAAUUUGUUGGCAGUUCAAUAAUAAAACAUGUCGGCCUCCAUUUUCUCA